GGAUGUCAAAAGUUUUGCUAAAAUAAUUGGUUAGGUUUCAACUUGAACUUAACUGCCAAUUUUUUUUUUUAAUCUCGAUUUGACGUCAAAUAUAUGCAGAUGACGCAUGCGUAUCAGUUUCUGUAGCACAGUCGCGUCACAUGACCCCAAAUUUGGCCCCGUGACCAAAAUUGAAGGAAAAUUCAAAAAAUUUGAACCCAAAAACCUUUCCAUGGAUAUCUUGGAUCCUCUAGUAGAAGGGUAAGCCUGCAGAAAUUCCACAGCACCUUUUCAAGAAAGUUACGUAACUCCAACCUCACGCAAGGUCAAACAGAACGUCGUCAGAGGCACAAUUAAUCAUUGUUGUUAUCAACCGAUUAAUAUAACAACAAUAACAAUAGUGGUAGCAUGUGCAUGACGUGGAUUAAAACAUUCGAACAUUGAUUUUUAGGGAGACCAUAGAAGUAAAAGAAAUCGAUGAAAUUCACAUAAAAGAGGGUAUAAUGGACAGUGAUGAAGAUGGAAAUGUAGAUCACUUGUCUCCCCAGACCCUUUUGGAGACCUCUGAACCGGAAGUACAAUAUACUGUGCGACCUCAGGAAGGCAUGAUAACAUACAGAGUAGUACAAGUAGACGAUCCCAACGUUGAAGCAGCAGUGCCUCAUAUUGUGACAACGGGAGCCACUGGGUAUUCCAAUGCAUCGCCUGUGCCUCAAGUAUUGACAAGCAAUAUUAACGGACAACUAUAUGUGAUUGGAAAUGCAGCUGAAGUGUUUGGAACUCAAACUGGCACGAGAGCUAUUGCUCCAAGGUCGUCCAUCACAGACUCUAUCAUUGAAUCAAACAGCAGUAUUGUGUCCAGUAUAAAAAAGAGGGAUGAACGGCGGAGGGCAACACACAACGAAGUAGAAAGACGACGGAGGGAUAAAAUAAACAACUGGAUCACCAAAUUAGCAAGCAUUAUACCAGAAUCUCCAAAUGACAUCAAGGGUUCAGGGCAUUAUGAUGGGCAGUCAAAAGGCGGCAUACUAGCUAAAGCCUGCGACUACAUCACAGACUUGAAGCACAUCCAUGAAAAAUAUGAAGAUCUACUGAGAGAGCAUAAAGAAGCACUAGAAAGGUUGGAGUAUGAACACCAGAAGAAUAUAGAAUUAGAAAAAGAUAAUAGAUUGUUAAAAGCUUUGCUGAAGAAACAUUCGAUUUUGAUAGUACCAGAUGAAAAUAAGUCAUCCUAGAUCAUUAUAAUUAUGUUGUAAAUUAUUUCACAUUUUAAUGGUCAAGUUUGUAUAUUCUGUUUUUCUCAUAUUCUUGAGCAUACGAAACAUACAGAGACACAAUUAAAUUUAUUCAUAAUACAUACUGAGCAAACAGUGUCGUUUAUGCUACUCAAUUAUGAGUUUCAUGUUUUUUUAUGAAAGCUGUGAUCACAGAUAAUAGGAUGCUUGAAAAUAUUGGUUUAAUCAGAGUAUUUAAAGAAUCAUUACAAUGCUUUUUUGUAUAUUUACAUGUUAUUUUCCAAUCAUGUUAAUUUUUUUUAUUAGAUUUUUACAUCAAGCUAUUUUUUUAUUAUUAGAUUUGUUUGUACAUAAAUUUCACCUUAAGGUUUAGUGAUGCAUUUGUUUAAAAAUGUAAAUAUCAUAGUUUGCGGUACUUUUGUGGACUGCCUGAAACUGUUAAAGUUUGAAAUGCUACUAAGUGCAAAUAAAGUGAAUUGUUGCUUUUUUAA
This is a messenger RNA of Acanthoscelides obtectus, 1705 nucleotides long. Lineage: Eukaryota; Metazoa; Arthropoda; Insecta; Coleoptera; Chrysomelidae. The record is from the annotation of a GenBank genome assembly.